CGUUUUGCCACCAAGCCCCGACCCGGCCAUGGCACGUGAAGCACCGCCGGGCGUCCCGCCCGAGGUCAUGCAAGUGCUCGAGCUCUUCUUCGACAGCGGGAUCUUCCCCAUCCUCAUGCUGGCCCUCUUCGCCUACAAGCUGCUGCCAUCGACCGACCCGAUCCUGAGCCUCGAGCAAGUGAACCGGAAGCGACCCAAGUUUGGCGAGCGCCAUGUGGCCUUCAAGACAGACCUGAAGUGCUACAUUGGCUCCGAGACCGGGCCCGACGGCAAGACCAAGGUGCUUGGCGACAACGUGUGCGGCCGCCAAGUGUGGCGUCCCCAUGGCGAAACGAUUGAGCUCCCGCCCUUCUCGGCGGCCGAGAACCCGAACGCAGGCGACAAGCUCUUUCGCCAGCUCAUGCUCAAAGGCAAGAAGGCAUCGGCGCCGACGACGCCCGCGUCCUCCAAUGUAGAAGAAGCGCUGCUCAAGGCCAUUGACUUUUACCAGCUUCUCCAGAGCGAGGAUGGGUCGUGGCAAGGUGACUAUGGUGGCCCCAUGUUCCUCCUUCCUGGCCUCGUUGUCGUCUGCUACAUCACGGGCCACGACCUUGGCCAGUCGAUGAAGGACGGCCUGGUCGUGUACCUCAAGAACCACCAGCAGCUCGACGGCGGGUGGGGCAUGCACAUUGAAGAAGGCUCGACCAUGUUUGGCACUGUCAUGAACUACGUUUCGCUGCGUCUCCUCGGCGUGCCGGCCAACGACGAUGCGUGCAUGGAGGCCCGCGCCUUCAUCCGUCGCCACGGCGGCGCGACACAGGUCCCGUCCUGGGGCAAGUUUUACCUCUCGGUGCUCAACGUCUACGAGUGGGCCGGCAUGGACUCGGUGCCGCCCGAGAUGUGGUGCCUCCCAUCGUGGUUCCCGUUCCACCCCGGUCGCAUGUGGGUGCACUGCCGCAUGGUCUACUUGCCCAUCUCGUACCUGUAUGGCCGCCGGUACCAAGCGCCGCUCACGCCGCUGCUCAAGGAACUCCGCGAAGAGCUCUACAUGACGCCGUACAGCCAAGUGUCGUGGUCGGCGGCCCGGGGCGCGUACUGUCCGCUGGACGAGUACCACCCGCCGUCGCUCUUGAUGCGGGCCGCCAACUACCUGCUCUCGUGGUACGAGCUUUUGCCUGCGAUCACGCCGUUCCGCCGCCGUGGCCUCGAGUUCGCGAUCCAGUUUAUCCACGCCGAAGACGAACAGACCAAUUACUGCGACAUUGGGCCGGUCAACAAGGUCAUGAACAUGCUCGCGGUGUGGGUCGAUGACCCGACCUCGGACGCGUUCAAGAAGCACCAGCAGCGCAUUGAAGAUUACCUCUGGGUCGCGGAGGACGGUGUCAAGAUGCAAGGCUACAUUGGGUCGCACACGUGGGACACGAGCUUUGCGAUCCAGGGCUACUUUGAGGCCGGCAUGGGUCUCCGCGACGUCAACAAGAAGAUGGUUGCCCGCGCGUACCACUACCUCGAGCAAGCGCAGAACCGCCACGAAGUCGAGAACCGCGCGCACUGGUGGCGCAGCGAGCAAAAGGGCGGCUGGGGCUUUGGACCGUCGGCCAACGGGUACCCAGUCACGGACUGCACGGGCGAGGCCAUGAAGGCGAUGCUGCUCAUCGAUGCGCACGCGGGCGACGAUCUUCUUGCGACCACAUUGCCGUUUGAGCGCUACUGCGAAGCAGUGGACUUUCUCUUGGCGCUUCAAAACGACGACGGUGGCUUUCCCACGUAUGAAAAAAGCCGCGGGUUCGAGUGGUACGAGUACCUCAAUCCCGCCGUCAUCUUCGGCGGCAUCAUGAUCGACUACUCGUACAUUGAGUGCUCGUCCACGUCGCUCUGCGCGCUGGCCAUGUUUCACGCCAAGUACCCGAGCUACCGCCCCGAGAAGAUUCGUCGCGCCAUCAAGCGGGCCGAGACGUUCAUUCGCCACCAGCAGUUUGCCGACGGCAGCUUCUUUGGCAAGUGGGGCGUCUGCUACCUCUACGGCACGUGGUUUGCGGUCGUCGGGCUGCGCGGCGCGGGCGCGACCGAGGACGACGAGGAUGUUCGGGAUGCUGUCAAGUUUGUGUGCUCCAAGCAGCGUGCGGACGGUGGCUGGACCGAGAGCUUCUUCGCCUGCGUGAGCAAGCGGUACCUCGAGACGGAAGAGAGUCAAGUCGUGUCGACGGCAUGGGCGCUUCUCGCGCUCAUGAAGGGCAUUGAGCGCACGAACGGCCCGCAAGACGGGUUUGAGAAGGAGUGGGACGCGGUGCGCCGUGGCAUUCGGUUUUUGAUGUCCAAGCAGCUCCCGAGCGGCGACUGGGACCAGGAGCGCAUCUGCGGCGUCUUCAACCGCAGCUGUGGCAUCACGUACACGGCGUUCCGGAACGUGUUUCCGUUCUGGGCGCUGGGUCUCUACCAUAAGCUCCAACCUGGCCAGUCGCUCUAAUGUCGAGCUGCGAAGGGUUAAUACGGUUGUUGCCUUGUGUAAUGUAUUGGAUUGCAUCUGCGAGCGUAUCUUGCCACCGAC
Messenger RNA from Saprolegnia parasitica CBS 223.65, 2527 nucleotides. RefSeq lists its product as hypothetical. Gene Ontology annotation, cellular component: lipid droplet. Bases 29 to 2446 code for a protein of 805 amino acids. The transcript is spliced from 12 exons. NCBI's taxonomy places the organism in Eukaryota, Oomycota, Saprolegniomycetes, Saprolegniales, Saprolegniaceae. The record is from RefSeq and is a predicted model, not a curated record. Gene Ontology annotation, biological process: triterpenoid biosynthetic process. Gene Ontology annotation, molecular function: intramolecular transferase activity.